AUGGAAUCGGUCGUUCGUGCAAUAGGGCACGGUGUUUCGACUAUUACUGAAGGCGCCGUCCAUAGCAACAGUCUGAUCGAUAUCGCGACCGCUGUCGAAGGCGCAGUCCAUAGCGAGAGUCCGAUGAACAUUGCAGCCACUCACGAAGGCGUCGUGCACAGCGAGAGUCCGAUGGACAUUAAGACUACCACUGAAGGCGCGGUCCACAGCGAGAGUCCGAAGAACCUUGCGACCAUACUUGCAGACGACCCGCUUGGCGGGAAACCUAUGGACAUUGCGACACAACCUUAUCAUGGAGUCAUUAUGCGCCCAGCGGCUCUUGAUCGUACCGAGAUAUUUUGGGACAUUGCCAGAAGCGAGGGAUUCACAGACGCGUCGGCGCUCAGAGAUGUGCUACAGCGUUAUGGAUUUCGUCCGCCAUCGAAAACACGAUACGCUCAGAUCAUGGCAAGCGAAGUAGUCGAUACGAACGGUAAAGCAGCCGAUGCGAAGCGCAAAGUGGUCGACGCGAAAGGUAAAGCAGCCGACGUGACACGCAAAGCAUUCGGCGCGACUGGUAAAGCGAUUGACGCGCCAGGCAAAGCGGUCGACACGACAGGCAGGGUAUUCGACAAGACUGGCAAAGCAGCUGACUAUACGGGCAAAGCAGUUGACAAUACGGGCAAAGUGGGUGACGAGACAGGCAAAGCAGUCGACUCAACAGGAGAAGCGAUUGAUGCCAUGCUACUGGUGAAUAACCCGGCCGAUGUGAUGCGGGCGCUGGUGUCGCUUCACAUGUUUGAAGAUAUGAAAGAUGAAGCCAGCGUGCUGACAAGAGAAUUACUAUCACGCUUCAUGAGACGUCCGAUAGUGUUUUCUUGCAUGUGGAUGGCGUCAGGAUUGAGACCUGAAGCGGUUUUCAGAGCCUUCGGCUUUGAUUGGAACAAGUUGGACCGCAUAUCGCUGAUAUUUUUGGACGAAUUGAUGGAGUAUAUAGGUCUGUUCAAGGAAGUGCACCCGAGUACCUCCAGCGCUGAUGACACGGCGAAACUAUUGUUUGAUUUUAAAGAUGCGAAAGGACUGGAUGCUCAUCUCAAGGAGAUUGCCGAUCAACCUGGACAUGACGCCCUCGCUAGUUCGCUACAUGAUCUUUACCUCGAGGUUGAAGACUUCAACCCUCGCGCGAAAAGGGAGUAUUACGGGCCUGCCAUCAGAAGACAUUUAUCACAUGAAUCUACUCUCGUCGAUGACGACAAAUUCUGGAGUUUUGCCGGACUGAAAGGACCAAUAGACGUGAAGGCACUGAAAAAGUACUUGGAUCAUAACGCAGCCAAUGGUCAAAAGCGCAUUAGCGAACGUGAGAUCAUCAAAGCUUUGUUGUUGACUACAGGUCCGACCGAUGUGGUGCAGGCACUGUUAUCGCUUCAUGCCUCGAACCUAGGAAAACAGGAUGCAAUCGAGUUGUCGAAAAAACUGGUUUUACACUACUAUCGAGAACCAGGAGUAACAUCCCGCCUGUGGAUGGAGCUGGGAUUGGACCCCAAAAACAUAUACGACAUUCUCUCGUUUCGCUCUGCAAAGAUACAUGAAAUACUUCCGCGCCACGUGUAUGAGUGGUUCACGUACAUUGAGCUGUACAGAGCGGCGCACCCGAAGUCGGCUUUAGGCCCCGAAGAGGCAGCAAACCUUUUGGUUCGGAACGAUGGAACAAAAGGACUGGGCGCGUGGGUUACGCGCUUAAAAAAGUAUCGUACGUACACGGAUGUUGCUAACACGCUAAGCAAUAUUUACGAAAAAAGACGGACAAAGGAGGCUAACACGCUUCUUGCGAACACGGGGACGUAG
Molecule: messenger RNA, 1824 nt
Organism: Hyaloperonospora brassicae
Lineage: Eukaryota; Oomycota; Peronosporomycetes; Peronosporales; Peronosporaceae
Source: the annotation of a GenBank genome assembly